AUGUCUGAGCUCAGGAUUCUUGUCCAAGGAACUCUGAUAGCUUUGUUAUGCCUGCUUCUCUCCUUUCCACCACCAGCCACAGGCUCUCCCCUCCAUGCACUAGCUUCGAACGGGAGCUGUGUCGCAGACGAGAGGGACGCGCUUCUCUCCAUCAAGGAGAGCCUCUGGGAGCCCAGUGUCAACCUCUCGUCGUGGCAAGGUGAAGAAUGCUGCAACUGGAAAGGCGUCAGGUGCAGCUACAAAACCGGCCACGUCGUCAAGCUCAAUCUUCGUGGAAGUGCUCAAGACUGCCUCAGAUACUCUACGUAUAGAGGUGCGAUAAGCCACUCCUUGGUUACUUUACAGCAACUAAGGUAUCUAGACUUGAGCUGCAAUAACUUCAACUGGACUGAGAUACCAGACUUCAUUGGUUCUUUCCCAAGCCUUAAAUAUCUUAACCUUUCAUACAACUUGUUCUAUGGGAGAAUACCCCCGCAGAUUGGGAAUCUCUCGAAGCUUGUAUACCUUGAUCUUAAUCCCUCAAACAACAACAACCCGUUGUACUCAAGUGAUCUUCAGUGGUUAUCGCACUUGUCGUUACUAAAGCACCUCGACUUGAGCUAUAUUAACCUUACCACUGUAGUGGACUGGGUCCAUGAAAUUAACAUGCUUCCGAAUCUUAUCAAGCUUUACCUACAGCACACUGGCCUUAGAAGCACAGUUGUUGUCCUUGGCCAAUCCAAUCUUACGGCACUCGAGGUGCUUGACAUCUCAUGGAACAACUUUAACACCCCAAUUGCUUCCAACUGGUUUUGGAACUCAACGUCCCUUAGUUAUCUGAACUUGUAUGCUUGUCCCUUUUAUGGCCCUAUUCCGGAAUACAUUGGCAGCAUGGCCUCUCUUGAAGAAGUUAAUUUCGGGGGAAAUAAUCUAAUGUCCACGAUGAUACCAUCAAAUUUCAAAAAUUUAUGCAACCUGAAGAUACUGAAUCUAGCAGACAGCCAAACCUCAGGGGAUAUUAAGGAGUUGAUGGAGCGGUUACCAAACUGUACUUCGAACAAGAUGCAAAUGUUGGACUUGGGUCAAAAUAUGUUAGGUGGGGCCAUGCCCAGUAGUCCAGGACCCCUUAAAAACCUGACCUGCUUGGCCCUGCCUCACAAUAAGCUUACAGGACCUAUUCCGAAAUGGAUAUGGUCACUCACCGAAUUGCUUGUUUUGGACCUAGAAGUAAACGAGCUAAAUGGUGUAGUCACUGAAGAUCACCUAAAAAGCCUCAGAAAUUUGAAGAUCUUAAUUUUGGGCAAUACACUUCUUCAGAUCAAGGUCAGUCCGAAUUGGGUUCCUCCAUUCAAACUACAAGCAGUUCUGUUAGAUGGUCUGCAGAUAGGGCCAGCAUUCCCGUCAUGGCUUAGAUCACAGACAGGCCUUGGGCUCCUUAUGAUUGCAAAUGCAAGCAUAACUGCAAUCCCAAAUUGGGUUUGGGUUGCAUUUUCAAGGGCAGAACUUGUGGAUCUGUCCAAUAAUCAGAUAACCGGCACACUACCAGCAACAUUGGAAUUUAUGGCAGCAGAAGUAAUGGCUCUGUCCAACAACAGAUUUACCGGUACAAUUCCAAAAUUUCCAAGAAAUAUUAAAGGCAUGUACUUAUCAGUGAACUCCUUAUCAGGGACAUUGCCAUCAGAUUUUGGAGCCCCGUUAUUGCAGGAUCUUAGUCUUUAUAGCAAUUCAAUAUCAGGCCCCAUUCCAUCUUCAUUGUGCUCAUUGACACAGCUGACUCUGCUAGACCUAUCAGGCAACAAGCUGACAGGAGAAGUUCCAAAUUGCAAAGAGGAUUCUAACUCAACCAUGCAUAACCUUAAUAUGGUAAAUUUGAAUACCAACAACCUGUCAGGAGAGUUCCCAGUAGUCUUUCAAAGCUGCCCCAACCUUGUUUUUGUUGAUCUUUCAUAUAACAAAUUCUCCGGAGACCUACCUGUCUGGAUGGGCGUGAAGUUACCGUACUUAGCUCUAUUACGUCUGCGGUACAAUAUGUUUACUGGCCAAAUUCCCAUUGAAAUUGGAAAGAUUCAAGAGCUACAGUAUAUAGAUCUUGCACACAACAACUUCUCAGGAAGCAUGCCGGAAUCAUUAGUUAACUUGAGUGCAAUGGCCCGCACUUCUCAAUAUAGUUAUGUUCUUAAUAAUGCCAUCGAUCACAGACAAGGGCCUCAUCUGUACAACGGAGCAUUUGCUUAUAUCUUUUUGGGGGAAGGAGUUCCUGUUCAUACAAAAGGGCAACAACUUGAAUUUUUUUAUGAAAUCUCAGAUACGGUGGUUCUUGACUUGUCAUGUAACAGUUUAACCGGAGUGAUCCCUCCAGAGAUUGGUUCUCUUGCUGGAUUAAGAAGUCUGAACUUUUCGUGGAACAGCUUAAGUGGUGCUAUCCCUGAGAAGAUUGGUAAACUCAUGCAAUUGGAAUCUCUUGACCUGUCAAACAAUGAGCUUUCAGGCGAGAUCCCUUCAAGCAUGACUGCUCUCACCUCUCUAAGCUAUAUGAACCUGUCAUACAACACUCUGACCGGAAAGAUACCAACUGGAAAUCAAUUCCAUACUUUUGACGCAUCUGACUACAUUGGAAACAUUGGUUUAUGUGGUUACCCCUUGACGAACAACUGUACAGGAAAUAGUUCAAGUGGACCUACGCAUGCAGAUCAUGGAGAUGGAUCCAAUGAUAUAUCCUUUUACCUUGGUUUGGCUGUUGGGUAUAUCCUUGGCCUUUGGGUGGUCUUCUGUGUGAUUUUGUUUAAAAAAAGAUGGAGAAGUGCUUAUUUCAUAUUUGUGGAAGGGCUGCAGGAAAAGAUUUAUGUGGCAGUGGUACUGAGAUGGGCUAAUCUGAAGAGGAAAGUAGGUAAAACUUAAGUAUAGAUAUAUGUUAUAUGAAUGAUAAUAAUCCUCUCGCAAAAAAAAGAAUGGUAAUAAUCAUGUAUGUGUUCCAUCUAGACCUUUCAUUUUUUACGGUUUGCUCUCUAUAUCCGAGAGUGUUGUAAGUCGUGAUGAAAGUAUAUUGUAUGAAUUGGUAUGUACAACAGUUGUGUUCUCCAUAUG
Molecule: messenger RNA, 3063 nt
Organism: Triticum aestivum (bread wheat)
Lineage: Eukaryota; Viridiplantae; Streptophyta; Magnoliopsida; Poales; Poaceae
Product: receptor-like protein EIX2
Exons: 1
Coding region: 1-2877 (958 amino acids)
Molecular function (GO): protein binding
Source: RefSeq, a predicted model, not a curated record